UGAUUGACCAAAGAUAUUUUACAAACCUUUCUCCCCCACUAGCCUCCUCUCACUUGAAUCUUCUUCUCCCACAAAGCGUACAAAUCACAAACUCGCUCAACUCCUUCUUCCUCUCUAUCUCUAUUCGAACCCUACGCUCUUCGUCUUCAAGAGUCCAUUAUGAAAGGAGGUAAAUCGAAGGCUGAAACCAGGAGCUCCAAGCUCUCUGUGACAAAGAAGCCUGCUAAAGGAGCAGGGCGAGGCAAAGCAGCUGCUAAGGAUCCAAACAAACCAAAGAGGCCAGCCAGUGCUUUCUUCGUUUUCAUGGAAGAUUUCCGUGAGUCAUUCAAGAAGGAAAACCCUAAUAACAAGUCUGUAGCUACUGUUGGAAAAGCUGCUGGAGACAAGUGGAAAUCCCUGUCAGAUUCUGAGAAAGCGCCUUAUGUUGCCAAGGCUGAGAAACGCAAGGUGGAAUAUGAGAAGAACAUUAAAGCUUACAACAAGAAACUGGAGGAAGGUCCAAAGGAAGAUGAGGAAUCUGACAAGUCAGUGUCAGAGGUCAAUGACGAGGAUGACGCUGAGGAUGGUAGUGAAGAGGAGGAGGACGAUGACUAAGAGUUGCAAGGUUGUGGCAUUAGUAUAGAUGGCUGCAAAGAUCUCUCUGGGCUUUUAUCUUUUUCUUUCUUACUUGAAAUGUUAAUGGGGAUGAUUAAAAAAAGGGGUCUCUCUUUGUAUUUCCACAACCUCCUCCCACUAAAUCCCUUCGGAUGGAGGAGAUAGUGAAUUGUAGAAUGUUUAGAAUGGUGAUAGAGAGACUUGCAGCUCUGUACUCUUUGCUCUAUAAAACGAUUUAGUUUUUUGUUCUUCUUCUUACCUUUUCGCAAUUUAUCGUUAAUGGUGUUGAAUAAAUCUUUUGUAGUUUGUAAGGAAAUGUGACUAUAAUA
Capsella rubella is the source of this 923-nucleotide messenger RNA. RefSeq names its product high mobility group B protein 2. Bases 160 to 594 code for a protein of 144 amino acids. The record is from RefSeq and is a predicted model, not a curated record. Lineage: Eukaryota; Viridiplantae; Streptophyta; Magnoliopsida; Brassicales; Brassicaceae. The transcript has 8 exons.